Molecule: messenger RNA, 591 nt
Organism: Cooperia oncophora
Lineage: Eukaryota; Metazoa; Nematoda; Chromadorea; Rhabditida; Trichostrongylidae
Source: the annotation of a GenBank genome assembly
AUGAUGCAGAAAUUGGAAGUCGAAAAACUGCGAGCUACACUAGAACUGCAUGUCGCCAAGCAUUUGGAUAUACGAUGGGCUAUUCCAGCAAUGAAUUUGGAAGGAUUGGUACCUGUCGGAGCUCUGUUGUCUUCGGUAUCCCUGCUAAAGCAACUAGUUCUGCCAGCUAUCUCGCUAGAUAUCUCUGUCAACGGCACUCCUUACUUGAGCGAAGAUGAUAUUUCUGUGGGGAUCGGCGAAAUUGUGCUCAUAAAAGUUGCAGUGAUUUCAUCACUUGAAUACGAUUUUGAUGGCAUAAUAACUCUGGAAUGUUACCAAGAGAUAUCAAGCUAUUUUGGAACUGUGGAUAAAAGCGAAAACCUGCUAGUGAUAGGACAGCGGAAAAUUCCAUUCGUCGUGCCAAGAAGUGUCCCACAAGUGUCAAUUUCUUCGCCUCGGUGUGAGCUGUCGUUUCACGUGAUGUUUCGAGUGGAAGGGGUUCACAAAAUCCGGCCACAAAUCAUAAGCAGACGGGCCAACGAAUCGCUGUUCUCGGACGAAAUAUUCGUUUCACCGGUCGGCUUCAGUGUGUCUACUAAGGCACAUCAAUGA